Messenger RNA from Sparassis crispa, 891 nucleotides. RefSeq lists its product as hypothetical. The coding region runs from base 1 to 891 and encodes 296 amino acids. The record is from RefSeq and is a predicted model, not a curated record. The transcript has 6 exons. NCBI's taxonomy places the organism in Eukaryota, Fungi, Basidiomycota, Agaricomycetes, Polyporales, Sparassidaceae.
AUGGCAAAGGUCUUUCAGGAUGCGCGUUGUGUGAAAUUAGUCGACAAGUGGACCACACGUACGAAGGCGCCGAAUCCGGAAAUGGGUGCCGAUAGACAGGGAUCACAGUUCCUGCUCGAGACGUACGAUCAGUUCGAGACAGUCGAGCAUCAAUUUGAUGUUCAGGUCAGUUCGGGUGGGUAUUUGUACCUGGUGUGGCGAAGCUCGUGCAAGGAGGUUACACUGCGUGUGUCUGGGUUUGUUUCUCAGAUGAGUCUUCUGCCCCCUUUCAGGUGCUCAUUCAGGCUGCUGAGGGGAAAUCCGAAUCUCGCUCUGCAGACUGUUGUGGUUGCCGAGACACGUGUGCUCACGCCUAUGGUGGAAGCACCGUUGUUUGACAGUGCCGAUCUGAACAUGGUUAUUGACCCGUAUGGUGCAUUGGCAGAGCUAGUUGCUGGUGGAAGGCUCUCGUGGACAUCAGACAAUGUCGUGUCAUGCAUGGAGCUGAAGGGCGAGUAUGAUGACAGGUGGUCUACUCCUGUGCAGUCAUCCCUUGACAUGGUGCAUGCUGGUGAGCUCGUUGAGCUUUCAGUAAACUUUCGGCUUCGUGAGCAUGUGAGUCCAAAUGGGGAAAACGUGGGUCGCAAGUUUCUUACACGACUUGACACUGUCAUGAUUGUAAGUCGCUUGGGGAUGAAGCUGAUUGCGGACUGCGAGUCAGAGCACUUGUCGAUGAUGCGUAUUGCUGCUGCGGCUGAUAACACUGGUGGAGGUAAGGCUCCGAAGAAGAGACGGUUCUCUUACCUCCAGUCUGUGCCUUCUGUUUUAACCAGUACUGAACAACACUUGAAUUUGCUGACAGUAUUGGACAAGACAGAUGAUGUAGAUCAGGUAAUGAAGCCGGUGGGAUAG